CUGAUUAAUAUUUGUUACACUCUUUAGGUGAGUUGGUGUGUGAAGUGUAUAAUUCAAGUUUUCGGAACUAGCUCGACACUUUGGGUUUGGGAUUAAACCUGAUGAAUUUCAAUCGAUAAUUUUGGCGAUGGCUAGGGUUAGGAAUUGUUGGACCCAUUCAAAAAAAGCGACUUUAAUCUGGGCAAUCUCUGCGAUUAUCUUUCUCUGUGUGUUCCAAAUGGCUCUUCGAAAUUCAUCUGACAAUUAUCACUCAACUUCUUCAGGGCAUGGAACAGAUACUCCAACUACAAAUGCGGAGAAGAGAUUAAGAUUGUAUGAUAAGAUGGAGAGGGAUUUGGAUGAGCACGGUGCAGUGUUCCUCAAACAUGGAGAAACUUCUCAGUCCUUGUCACUUUCAGAUAUUUUUACUCUAAAAGAUGGAUCUGUUACACCUAUACUUAAGGCUGCUAUUCCUCCUGUGCGAGCUAAUGUUUUAUACAUGAGCACAGAGCACUCGGUUCCUAUCUCGGAGGUUGUAAGGGGUAUAUUUCUUCCCUAUUUUGAAAAAGUGAGUUGGUUUCAGAACUCUACUUUGUACCAUUUUAGCAUGUUCCAUGCCUCGCACCAUAUUGCACCUGUUCCUGCCACAGAACAGGAGCUCCUGUCCUGUCAGAUAGAAGCUGAAGCAAAUGCUGUUAAAACUGUUGUGGACGCUCUCUGCCCAAUAAAAAUUGUCUUGGAUAGGGUGGUUUUAACUUCAACUGGUGUGCUUCUGGGGUGCUGGCAGGUGAUUUCUGGGACAGAUCCUAUAACUAUUCGUGCUAAAUUGAGAACUGCUCUUCCUCGUGCUCCAGAAAAGCAACUUUAUGAUGAUGCCAUUCUUCACACAUCAUUUGCAAGACUUCUGGGUCACCCAAAUACUUCACCUGAGGAGGUGGAUAAAACUUCAGAACUCCAAUUUUUUCAUAAGCUAGUUGCUCGUCUAAACAACGAAUUACGUGGAUUUCAGGCGACAGUUUCCGAGCUCUGGUACGUGGAGGAAUUCGAUAUGUUAGCUCUUGCAUUGAAUGGAAGAACGAAGAUUCGGAAGUUCCAGCUUGGCUGCUCAAAAACCUGAGGUAUCCAAGGAUCACAAAACAUAUACUUCGUAGUCCAGUUCCACUAUCAAGACACAGCCCUGUUCAUUCCGUUUCUCGCAUUGCAGAUGCUGGCUCUUAACCAUGGUCGGAUAAGUGGAAACUCGAGUUUGUAUCCUUCUCUCUUUACUAUAUUUUCAGGUUUCCCAUGGAUGUGGGAAACCGUUGUAUGAAUCGGAAUUUAUCUACAAAAUUCUUUGGUUAUACCUGAGUUCUUCUUGUAGGUCAUUUGUAAUUCAUGAUAUUUUAGUUUUUAAUACACCCAGACUUUGGUUGACUUUCCCCAUAA
Molecule: messenger RNA, 1404 nt
Organism: Cornus florida
Lineage: Eukaryota; Viridiplantae; Streptophyta; Magnoliopsida; Cornales; Cornaceae
Exons: 10
Coding region: 128-1096 (322 amino acids)
Source: RefSeq, a predicted model, not a curated record